Durotheca rogersii is the source of this 756-nucleotide messenger RNA. Its product is annotated as dienelactone hydrolase. The transcript is spliced from 3 exons. NCBI's taxonomy places the organism in Eukaryota, Fungi, Ascomycota, Sordariomycetes, Xylariales, Xylariaceae. The coding region runs from base 1 to 756 and encodes 251 amino acids. Gene Ontology annotation, molecular function: hydrolase activity. The record is from RefSeq and is a predicted model, not a curated record.
AUGGCUUCGAACCCACCUGGCCCAUGCUGCGCCCAGGGAUUUAAACACGACGGCGAGCCUACAGGAGUCUCCCUCAAGGUGGGCGAGCACGAGGCUUACCUGGCGACCCCGGACCCGUCCAUUGCCCACAAAGACGUGGCGAUCCUAUACGUUCCGGACGUCAUCAGCAUUUGGCAAAACAGCAAGCUGCUAGCCGAUCAAUAUGCCGCCAAUGGCUACCUCACCCUAAUCAUCGACCUGUUUAGGGGGGACCCUGUAAAGUUGAAUGGGCCGCCUAACUUUGAUUUCGCCUCCUGGAUAGCCAAGGGCAGUACCGGCGACAAUCCCCACACUAAGGAGUACGUCGACCCGAUCGUCGAAGAGGCCAUCAAGUAUCUCAAGGAGGAGAAGGGUGUGAAGAAGCUAGGUGCCGUCGGCUACUGCUUCGGAGCCAAGUACGUCGUCCGUCACUUUAAGGACGGAAUUCAAGUUGGCUUCGUGGCGCACCCUUCCUUCGUCGAGGAAGAUGAGCUCGAGGGCUUCAAAGCGCCGUUGUCCAUCGCCGCCGCCCAGACCGAUAGCAUCUUCACAACCGAAAAACGCCACCGGUCUGAAGCCAUCCUCGCCAAGAGCGGCAAGCCCUGGCAAAUCAACCUGCACUCCGACGUCGUCCACGGGUUUGCCGUGCGCUGUAACAUCCAAGACCCGUCCCAGAAGUUCGCCAAGGAGCAGGCCUUCCACCAGGCCAUCACCUGGUUUAAUACCUGGCUGCUGUGA